CUGUAAGAGCAGGUCUCGGUGUCUGAGCGGCUAGCUGGUUAGCUAACGGUGUGCUAAUUGACCAAGAUGAACGCCAGUCUGAACGACUUCCAUGGCCACUCGUUCAUUGACGAAGACUGCUUCCUCUUCACCUCUGAAUCGGUCGGAGAGGGACACCCCGACAAGAUUUGUGACCAAAUCAGCGAUGCUGUGUUGGAUGCACACCUCAGACAAGACCCUGAUGCCAAAGUCGCAUGUGAGACUGUUGCUAAGACGGGGAUGAUCCUGCUGGCCGGGGAGAUCACCUCCAGGGCCAACGUUGACUACCAGGAGAUUGUCAGAGAGGCAAUCAAGCACAUCGGCUAUGAUGACUCCUCCAAAGGCUUCGACUAUAAGACCUGCAAUGUGCUGGUGGCUUUGGAGCAGCAGUCCCCUGACAUUGCUCAGGGUGUUCACCUGGAUCGAAAAGAAGAGGACGUGGGCGCCGGUGACCAGGGUCUGAUGUUUGGAUAUGCCACUGAUGAGACUGAGGAGUGUAUGCCCCUCACUAUCGUCUUGGCCCACAAGCUCAAUGCCAAGAUGGCUGAAUUACGCCGAAAUGGAACGCUACCGUGGCUCCGACCUGACUCCAAAACUCAGGUGACCAUUCAGUACAGGCAGGAUCGAGGCGCCAUGGUGCCUUUGCGUGUCCACACUGUUGUGGUGUCUGUGCAGCACGAUGAGGGCAUAAGCUUGGACGAGAUGCGUCAUUGUCUGAAGGAGCAGGUGGUGAAAGCCGUGGUUCCCACUGGGUACCUCGAUGAUGACACCAUAUACCAUCUGCAGCCCAGUGGCCGCUUUGUCAUUGGAGGACCGCAGGGUGAUGCUGGUCUGACUGGGCGUAAGAUCAUCGUCGAUACUUACGGGGGUUGGGGGGCUCAUGGAGGUGGAGCAUUUUCUGGGAAGGACUACACAAAGGUAGACCGCUCUGCUGCUUAUGCCGCCCGCUGGGUGGCCAAAUCUCUGGUAAAAGCUGGGCUCUGCAAGCGUGUGUUGGUCCAGGUAUCCUAUGCUAUUGGAGUUGCCCAUCCCCUCUCUGUCUCCAUCUUCCACUAUGGGACCUCCCAGAGGAGCGAGAAGGAGCUGCUUGACAUUGUGAAGAAAAACUUUGACCUCCGUCCAGGAGUUAUCGUGAGGGAGCUUGACCUUAAGAAGCCCAUCUACCAGUGCACGGCAGCUUAUGGCCACUUUGGUCGAGACGUCUUUUCUUGGGAGGUGCCCAAGAAGCUGAAAUACUGAACCCCUCCUCUAAUCUCCCAGCGGGCCUUAGGUGUAUUACAGAUAAACCUGUGUGUUUGUCUGCCUCCUUCCUUCCUGCUUCUCUUUCUCCUCCUCCUUCCCCUUCCUCCUCACACAAACAGCCACACAUCACCACAGCCUCUACUACGUUUAAAGAUGCCCUGUUCCCACCUGUUGGUGUUGUACAGUGCGGCCAGCUUUUAUUCAUCUUUGUUCUGGCGGUUCACCUCCUUUUUUUGCACAAUUAACGGUCAUCUACUUUCCCGACACUGAUAGGUAUUAUUGACACUUUAUAUUAAACUAUAUUUAUGAUAGAUUUCCAACAGGACCAUGUGCAUAUUUACCAGUAAUGAAAUUAUUUCUGGUAUCCCUCAGCUUUUAUAUUCAAAAUCUCACUGCAGUUUAGUUUUAUGAGUAAUCAGUGAUUGGCAUCCUCUGUUGCUUUCUCUUUACUGGCAACAUAUAAUUUCCAAUUUCACCUCACUUUGUUGGGUUAAUAGCCAUUUAGUGUUGCAUCAAGUCUGUUGCCAUGACAGCGCACGCACACUGUUUUUGAAAUUUGAUGGCACAAAUGGGGUCAAACACUUGUCGAGUGGUAUAAAUCCUGCUAAUUUUCUUAUAUGUGCGGUCUCUUCAGGCCAUGUUUUUCUGACGUUUUACAGAGAAGUCAGAAGCUGCUAAUAACCUUGUGGUUAUGUUGGGCUGCACCAUGAAAUCAUCCCAUUUUUUGUAAUUUACUAUGUUGGUUUAAAUGUCAUUUGAAUGUUUCAGGUGAUGUUAAAUGUAUCAAUGUUUUACUGACCAAGAUAAAGGCGUGCUACAGUACUCAACUUUCCUUAGACUGACUCUGGGUGUAGCUACAGAGAAACCCAGGCUCAGUUGCCUCUGGACAGGGGCUGCCUUUAUCCCGUGGCAACACUGUACUUGAAAUGAGUUUUAUAUAAUGGCGUUUGACUACUGUGGGACCCAACAGUUUGACCAGCAAGGAAGGACAACUGAGAAAUGUGUGCCUCAAGUUACUGUAUCUAAAACUUUUCCACUCAGCUGCACACGUUUAGGGCCCUGGCACCCAACUGACUGGUAAGGAAGAACAUGAACAGUAGAGCCACAGACAGACCAAGAAAAAAAAGAUAAGAGGCAGCGCACAGUCAGCAUAAUGAAUGUAAGACAUUACUGCUCUCAUCUUCUCAGCAGAAUUAGGUCUGUAGAAAUGAGAACAUGGGAUUAGAUGUGUAACUGUAUGCUUGUGAUGAAUUUGAAUCUUCCACUAGAAUUGCACAGCACAUUAGUUCUUUUAAGUUACCCAAAAUGGAAAAGGCUUCUGUUUUCAAUGUUAUAUGAUGUGGUUUAAUGUUGCGCUUGCAGCGGAAGCUUUUCUUUUAAUUUAUUUAUUUGUUUUUAAAAAUGUAUUCACUCUUUACACCAUAUCCCAUGGGUCAUGGAUAGUAUGAGUCAAAAUUUCCCUUCCUUUUCCUAUCCUCCUUUUACUGCGCAGGAUAUACAAAUAAGGUGAGGAAAGAAAUGUGCCAGAGACCCUGGCGAGAUUUGAACUGAAGACGUUGUGAAUACACAGUUUAUGCCUUUGACUGUUUUUCCCAGUUGCCCUGUUCCUCGAUGUGUAUCCACACAAUAUAGUCGCAGAGUUGAGGCUAAGCCAGCUGUAAGCCUGAAUGAGAUUAGUAUUCACUUUUAAAAUCACCACAGUUGGUCCCUGGUCUGAGCUGUGUGCAUAGUUAUUGUUUAAGAUUUCUCCAUCAUGUAGCUAGGUGGCGCUGUGUCCCCAUACAUAAAAUUGAAAUUAGGAUUUUUUAAAUUUAUUUAUUUUGUUUUUUCUACCCGGUAAAACCGGCAUCUCGUCUUUAGUUUGGCUCCUCUGGCAUCACCUUGUGGAUCCUUGAGUUUUACUACAGAGAAACCUCAGAUGGGAGCCACAGAGUGGUGCUUUAAGUGCAUUUUGUAUUGAUCUAUCUGUGUGAUCAUCUGGUAAAACCUCAUCCAGUGAACUUUUCCAAAAAAAAAAAACCAACAAUAUAUUUGCAUCCUCCAGAUCAUCCACAGACAAGGCAAAUGCUUGGCUGGUGUUGUACAGAGAAACCAGCCUGUUUACAUGGUCGUCUGGGGUUGGCGAGUUUGAGGAGCAAUUUUUUUUCUUAAGUAAUUUUUUAAAUUUGAAGUGAGUCUGUCAGUUUAGUCAAUGAAUGUGUAAAAGUGCCUUUUCUAAUUUUCUGCAAUCCCCCUCUCCCCUGCCCCCAAAUAUCUGACUCCUCACCUAUUGACCCCCGCCCUCCCAUCAGUUUCUAACCUGAGGCUGCAAAAUUUCCCUCUAAAGUAAUUCAUACUGAGGAGUCCGAUUUGUUGCUGAGUUUCUCUUUUAAACCCUUCAAAUAAACUGCAAGCUU
This is a messenger RNA of Xiphias gladius (swordfish), 3656 nucleotides long. RefSeq names its product methionine adenosyltransferase II, alpha a (gene mat2aa). The transcript has 9 exons. Lineage: Eukaryota; Metazoa; Chordata; Actinopteri; Istiophoriformes; Xiphiidae. The record is from RefSeq and is a predicted model, not a curated record. Gene Ontology annotation, molecular function: methionine adenosyltransferase activity; ATP binding. Gene Ontology annotation, cellular component: cytosol; methionine adenosyltransferase complex. Gene Ontology annotation, biological process: S-adenosylmethionine biosynthetic process. Bases 67 to 1257 code for a protein of 396 amino acids.